This is a messenger RNA of Spirometra erinaceieuropaei, 906 nucleotides long. Lineage: Eukaryota; Metazoa; Platyhelminthes; Cestoda; Diphyllobothriidea; Diphyllobothriidae. The record is from the annotation of a GenBank genome assembly.
AUGAGACAAGACUGCAAGAUUUACGUUGGGAACUUGCCCCCAGAUGUUAAGACCAGAGACUUAGAAUCUUUAUUCAUAAAAUACGGGCCUAUCACCGACAUUGACUUGAAAUGUCGACGUGGGCCUCCUUUUGCUUUCAUUGAAUUCGAGGAUGAUCGGUAUGUCCUCCUGGCUAAUAAUUACGCUUUAGGGACGCUGCUGAUGCUGUUCGCGGUCGCGAUGGCUACAACUUUGAUGGAUAUGCUCUCCGCGUUGAAUUUCCUCGUGGGGGUGGCUUCAACUCUUUUCGCCGGGGUGGAAGCCGAGGCGGUGGCGGUCCUUCCCGCCGUUCUGACUAUCGCGUAAUAGUCACGGGCCUCCCACCGACUGGAAGCUGGCAAGAUUUAAAGGACCACAUGCGCGAGGCUGGUGAUGUAGGUUUUGCGGACGUCUUCAAGGAUGGGUCUGGUGUUGUGGAGUUCUUACGCUACGAGGACAUGAAGUAUGCCCUCAAAAAACUAGACGAUUCGAAGUUUCGCUCUCACGAGGUAAGAUGGUCUUGUUAUUUAUCUCCUCUUAAGGGUGAGACGUCUUACAUACGUGUGCGUGAAGAGCGACAGAAUUAUUCGCGCUCCCGUUCACGUUCCCGUUCGUACGGCUCUCCUCGCGACAGGUAUUCGGGUAGUCGUUCACCCUCGAGGUCUAUCAGCCCGCGACGUUAACCUUUGUCAUUCUGACAUUCAAGUAAUGUUGGUGCAUGUGUGGUUCCUCUUUUAACCUUCCACGCAGUAAAUAUUCACACCAUUAAUGCUCGUUGUUCUCUUUUGAAGGUUCAAUCUUGGACCUGAGGAGUUGUUGGAUUCGUCAAGACUGGAUAAGAGUUCGGCCUCCGGAUACCUAGGUCAUUUGACAGCAAGACCCUUGUGA